ACCCAUUUAAAGAAAGGAUCUGCAAGAUAUUCUCUACAUCCACAGAGAAAAAUGGCAGCAUUUCAUUUGAAGAUUUUCUUGAUAUGUUUUCUGCUUUUAGUUAUUCUGCUCCAAUUCACGUGAAAGCUGAAUAUGCAUUCCGAAUCUUAGAUUUUAAUGACAAUGGCACAAUAGAUCGUGCGGACUUGACCAGGUUCCUCGACUUAAUCACCGGAAAUGAUGUUAACAACAUUCUUACGGAAGUGGAAAUGACGAUGAUUAUUGACAUGAUCAUGAUUGACGUCGACCUGGAUGGUGAUGAUCGUAUUAACCUAUCGGAAUUCCAGCACAUUGCUUCAAAAGUACCUGAUUUUGCAGGCUACUUCACUAUGUCAGUCUAUUAAGACAGAACAAGUCAAUCGGUUGAAUCCAUUACCAAAACUGCACAUUCAUCAAUUGUGACUGGAUACUAAGUAAAUCAAAUUUAAAAGCAGUCAAUAGUUGCAGUCAUUUAAAAUUCCACUGAAUGCACAUAUUAGUAAGAGCUCUAUAUUAUCAAUCUGUAUGCAUGCUGCAUAGAAGACAAAGAUAGUUUUGGGGUGAUAUAUUUCUGUAUUAGGCACUUAAUUAAUUAAUCCAUAGGCUAAAGGCAAUGGCAACAUAUCAGAAAUUUGGAUAAGGAACCCAUUAAUUGUCUCCAAUUAUCAGUAUAUAGAUUGGAGAAUCAUAUGCGUAUUGGAGAUUAUAAACUGCAUAAGUCUGGUUCACUGCUGGGUAACUGCUGGAGGGUGCAUUUCGCACAGUGCAAGCCUUGGAAGCAAUGGCAACACAAAUUGAGAGUAGCUCCAUAAUUUUAACAUAAAGGUACACACCUGAACUGAACACACCAUUUCAGAACUUGCAGAACACCUUCCUUACAGUGAGUCUUCUCACCGACUUUUGUACCAUUCAGUAGGAGUCUAACCCUUCUAAUGAAGUUUAAUAUGAAUCCUCCUUGGCUCUUCACGUGUGGUGUAUUCUUAGAUUUUGCAUUGUCCUGCCAGUAAGUGAAGUUGUCAUUCUUUCCUCCAUAGAUGUAACCCUGAUUGAUUUCCUACUUAAAAUAUUCACUACAGGUGGGCAUUGAAAUAUAAAUUCCAUUGUUAUAUUGCUUCUCCUUGUGUUAAUUUAUUGCAAAAUAUUCAUUUUUGUCAGGCUACUGAUAUUUACAAUUUGUUUAUGCUUUAAAAUGACAAUAAACUGGUAUAUUUGUUCCAUUUUGGAAGUCUGUUUUCUGUGGUUAACACUGUUCUCAGUAAUGGUUGGUAUUGUGCUCCUAGCGCUAGCAGCAUAAUUGUACGAAGUGGCGUUGGAAAGGAGACAAAUAUACUCACCUUCUAACAUUGAGAGCACUGCAAAGAUUGGAAGCUUGGCAUGUAGACCAUGUAUAUUAGUCACAUUUCAAACUAUAGUAAAUGCAAAAUAUACAAUGCAAAUAGCUUUAUUACAAAAAUCAAUAUUUGAAAUGAAGCGGAUAGUUUAUUUUAGAAAUACAGCGCAAAAACAGACCCUUCGGUUCCACCGAAUCCGCACUGACCAGCGAUCCCCGCACAUUAACACUAUCCUGCACACAUUAGGGACAAUUUACAACUAUACCAAGCCAAUUAACCUACAAACCUUUACAUCUUUGGAGUGUGGGCAGAAACCGGAAAUCCCGGAGAAAACCCACACAGGUCACGGGGAGAAGGUACAAACUCUGUACAGACAGCACCCAUUGUCAGGAUCGAUCCCAGGUCUCUGGCGAUGUAAGGCAGCAACUUUCGCGCUGUGCCACCGUACCAUCUUUUAAAGUAUGAAAACCUGCAAUACCAUAAAGGACAGUUCCACAUUGAGAGUUCACUUUAUCCUUGCUACAUUAUCUGGAAUCAAGGUAAAACUCCAGGUAAAAGUUAAAAGUAAAAAAAAAAUACUUUUAUAUUAUUUAAUGUUACCUUUCAUAAUUUGAUUUUUGGGGGAAUAUAUCAUUUGAACAAGGAAUUAAAAGCAGAUUGUGCAUUCCACAAAAUGCAGGUUAUCUUACAGGGACACUCACUUCAUAGUAUGUCAAACACCAGCUCUUGCUUUGCAGAUGAUUUUGCUGAAAACAUUU
Molecule: messenger RNA, 2107 nt
Organism: Leucoraja erinaceus (little skate)
Lineage: Eukaryota; Metazoa; Chordata; Chondrichthyes; Rajiformes; Rajidae
Product: calcium and integrin-binding protein 1-like
Exons: 4
Coding region: 84-383 (99 amino acids)
Molecular function (GO): calcium ion binding
Source: RefSeq, a predicted model, not a curated record